Messenger RNA from Porites lobata, 22765 nucleotides. NCBI's taxonomy places the organism in Eukaryota, Metazoa, Cnidaria, Anthozoa, Scleractinia, Poritidae. The record is from the annotation of a GenBank genome assembly.
GCCCACCAGUGUCUUCAGGAAUUCAUACAAGAGGGCACAUAUUUGUCUGGAAAGGUAAGUCAUGGAAUGAGCUCUUGCUGUCUGUAAGCUUAAACGAAAAUCUAAAGUUGGAGAAAUUGAACUUCCUAAGAUGAGAGUUAUGCCCAAAUAUUAUUUCUCGGGAAGAGGCUUUCGGUCUCAACGAUACCUUAGUGCGAGCUUAUGAAUAAGACCCCCUUUCUUGCUUAAUCACUUCAAAGACCCGUUUAAUAUCCCAAGAUUUGUUUCUACAUACAAUGGCUUCCUUUAAAGUUUUCCAUCCUAUUAGCUGAAAUUUUCUGAUCUAGUUAUUUUUUCCCUUUCUCCCCAACUUUCUUUUGUGGUUAGGCUGUGAGAGUAAUUUUGUUGUUGGUGUUUGCUUCUUUAUCCUCACUUUCUGAUGUAUUGCUUUCUACAGAUCCAACCAUUUGCCGCUCAACUCCUCGACAAUACACAAGGUGCUCCAGGCAUUCCCAGUGUUCGAGUCAGGUCUGGUCGCUCAGGCUUAGAACAGAAUUUGUCAGAGCUUGUAAUUCAUACUACGACUGUGCUUCAGUCCGUUAAUCACGUGACCAUUUGCGAACCACUGCGACUGCUGAUGGAUAAUCCUGCGGCCUUAAUGGUACAGUUCUGUUUUUGCUUUUCUUUCCUUUUUUUUUUUUUUUGUUCUUGAAGGACGGUUCCUACCGAUUGCCAAAAUGCAAAAUAUGAAUUGCAAAUAAAAUGAAAGAAACAGAUGUGCUCCUCGCAGUUUUAAGAUAAAGGUAAAAAACGUACCAAAUGCAGGCUUGGUUAGAGUGUGAAACCGAUGACCAGAGACACUGUUUUGUCCAAUGGACCAUUUUCACGAUGACGACAUUUGACUACAUUUCGUUUCUGCUUUCCUAAAUUUGUGUAAAUCCCGCUUAUGUUUAAAAAACAAUGGCUCUUAUUUGCACAAUAAUACAACAAACUGAAGGACUCUUGUAGUUGUAGUAAAGUGACGUCAUCGAGCAAUUGUCCUGUUGAGGUAACAGGGCACUUAAGAACCGAGAACGGUGAAGCUGGCGAAAACGUCACUUACGCGCUCUUACAGUCUUCAUCGCCAUCUUUUUGUGUCUUAGAACGCAUACCUACCCACCAUGCCUGAUGACAAUCUGCAAGAAGCAAUGGCGGGAAUGCGAGAGAGUGGAAAAUGGUAUCGUAAGUAUCAAAGUGGUAAAUUAAAGCUGUGCAGGCAGUUAGCUGACUUGAAACCGCAGUUUGAUGCCUGACAUUUUUAAGACAAAAUAGCUUGAACAGAAAAUAAGGUCCAUGUUUGCUCUCUGGCAUUAAUAAACGUGAAAGACUUGAUCCACAAAAAAUUUACUUGUUUAUGUGAUAACAUGGAAAUAUACAGCUCAACUACUUACGUGGAACCUUUCCUCCCCCCUCUCUACCCGGCGUUCAAAACCGCGAACGUCACUGAAACAUGAGGUUGUGAUUUAGUUUGGUGAAUUGUCAGCUAUUAUUGCGCUUAUUGCGUGUGUCGGUGUUGUUGGUAUCCAAAGGUCGCUCCUUUUAAAUGCAUGUUAAGCAAAAGUAGGGGUGUUCUGUUUCUGUCAGUUCAAAAAUUCGAGGCGUUUCCGACUGGUAUUAGAUUUGAUAACUGAAAAUACUAACUGCAAGUUUAUUGAACGGCUUCAAAACCUGGAAUUUAAGCCCAGAAUAAUUGAGCGGGAGGCACAGUCUCUUGUAUUUUCGUCGAUGAUUUAUGAAGGUUUAGUCCGGAGACGCUCUUGAACAAAGGUCAGGGAUGUUCGACUUUUGAAUACAAAUACGUCGGCAGUUUACAAGUGACAGUUAUGGACGACAAUGCAAUGUUUGGUGAAAUAAAUAAACUUUGUUUCCGGUGUUAUUUUGUUGCAGAGUGCCCCAACGGACAUCCCUAUUACGUUGGAGAAGUAAGUGACGCUUUUUACUGCCAUUUUAAAAGUUGCAAGUUUAAAACAAGACUUGUACCGUGGUCACUAACUCUACAUAUCUGUUUUCAUGGUUUAUUUUUACAUAAAUGUCAAAUCACAAGUUUCUCUUUCUCCUAACAAUGUUCUGCUAGGUUCCCUUGGUCUUACCGGUCGCUCAAGAGACCGGAUUCCACACCAGGCAACUGAGUAUUUCUCAUGCUCCUUAGACAUGUUUAUUGUUUUAUUUUCAUUGUGAUCCUGUUUCCUUACCUUGCAGUGUGGCUGCCCUAUGGAGGUGAAGGCUUGUCCUGAGUGUAAAAUGAAAAUCGGUGGUAAAGAACACAAACCCUUUCGAGGAAAUACUAUAGCUGAGAGGUAUGUAUCGUUAUCGUUAUCCUUUCCCCGCCGACCUUGUAUAAGUGAACAGAAAAUGACAGGAACUUAAAAGAGGCUAACGACGUGCGUAAAUCCUUAAGCAAAGUGUUGGGUUCAAGGAGUCUUCAAGGUAAUCGUGGUAUUCUGAAAUGGCCUGGCUAUCUUACUUGGUAAAAGGUUGUAAUCUCACACAGCCUCAUAGAGCUUACCACUAUUCAGCAUAAGCAAGUUCUCUUUUAGGUGGACUAAAUGCUAGCUUAUCUCUUGGUGAUUUCCACAAUUAUCAGCUCGCCACUAACUACUCGCUGCCAUAGAUCUCUCUUAGAGAGAGGGAUCUAUGCAGUGGAAAAUGCAAUUGGUAUCCCAAGUGCUUAUCAACUGGUUCAACAGCAGGACAAAUUUAUCCUUUGCAACAACUUGAGACUACAAUCUUGGACAAAACUGUUGAGAAAAUUGUAUACUUGGGGAAAAUUUUUCUAAACAUCGAAGCUGUGUCGGUUCGUCCCUCUCCCCCUUCCACUGAAAGCAAUGUUGUUGUGAUUCAAAAGAAAGCCUGAUUCCUGGGCGUUUGUAGGAAGCAACAUUGAACUGGAGGAAGGAGAUUUCUUUCCGCAAAGGCGUCGUUUUGGAAAUAGUUUUGUUGCGUAGAAAAGUGGACAUGAUGGGGAAAACUUACUCAGGUAGUUUUGUCCGGGAUUGUAGGUUAAGAGAUCGACGCGUUGGUUUGUAAUUGCAAUUGUACAUUACGAUUUUAUAGUAUCCAUUCCCUUCGGUGCUUUUCAUGGAUAACUAGCAAAACUGGGGGGGACUUUAGCCCGACUGUUUAAUGCGCAAUUUAUAAUUGAUUAAGCAAUGAUUUAUGAAUGCCACCUGAUCUGAAAGUGAAGUUGAGAUAGACCACCACACCGGGGACCACAUUCUCUACUCUUUACGAACAGUGUGUGGUUUCUUUAUCGUCCCAGAAAAUUUUAUGUGAGCUAGGGCUGUGAGACAGGGUCUACGGUUUAUCGUCCUUAGCCGAGAAGACUAGAAAGUCCAACCGUUUGCAGAUGUCAUGACAAAGGCGGCACUCUCUCCUCAGUUAUUUGAAGACCCUGUCUGUUGGUUUGGCCGAGGUUUGAACCCGCUGCCUUUCGCUCGGUAGAUGUACGCUAAUCCAACAAGCUAACUAAGGGUAGAAUCCUGACGUUCAGAGAUAAAGUGUGAUGCUCAUUAUUCUUGUCAUAUAGUGGGUUAACCAGACACAUCGGAAAUUAGUUUGCUCAAAUCGACUCAUCACAUUGAUCAUGAAAGGUCUUUUACAAGUAUAUUUUUCUUGUUCUGUAGGGCUGACCGCACAAUGAUAGGCCACGUUCUUGGGCAUCCCAGUAAAAGGGCCAAAGGUUUGGUUCCUGAACGGAACCUUUCGUCCGUAGUUGUGGGAGUCACAAGGGUUCUUAUGCAUUGCGCUAUGAUAGAAGGAGCCUGCCGCCAACCACAGGUGAUUAAAAGUCGCUUUUUAUGUCUUGAGUGUCAGGGCAGUGUUGAAAAAGGCUAACACAAGCUUCUAUUUUAGAGAAGCAGCUAGAAGCUGUCUCAUGGAAUUCCCUGAAACUUUAGAGACCAAGCAGACUAUUUCCUUAGUUGCUUUCAAAUCCCUUCCUGGAAUAAUCCGUUUAGCUCGUCACUGCUGACAAAUAAAUAAAGCAAUUGUCGCAUUUUGUUAUUUAGUAUCCGGAUUAAUAUAUUUUCGAAGCGUUGUUGAUUUAUACUAUAUUGCUAGAAUUACGCAGUUAACCAAGGCCCCUUUAAACUGUGUAUUGCCACCGAAGUUAAAAUCAAAUGAAAUAAAAUGUGAAUGCCAGUCAUUUAGAAGGGAGUAAAACAUUGACAGCUGUAAUAUUUAUGAUAGUAUGGAUGGAUAACUUGUUUCUCAUUAUCCCUGUUUUGUGUCUCUGUUUAGGGUUUGGGUGCCCUCAUCCAACCCAAAGUUCCCCCCGCGGCCUUGGCGCAGUUUUUAUGGGAUCACCUCCAGAUGGACCUACAGCUUCUCGCCAAAAGCCUUGGAAGAAGUGUGGAUGAUACAGUUCUUUGCGUUCACAUGGUUCUUGUGCAAUUGACCACGCUUAUUUCUAACCGUGAAUUGAAAAGCACAGUCGAACACCGACCAAAAUGACAACCAUACCAUGGCUAAGGGAUCAGAGGGUUUUGUGUUGUGCUUAAAUUGGAGUUACCUAACGUUACUUGUGUUAAUUAAGUUAAACUGGAAAUUCAAAAUGUUAAAUGCUAUAAAUGACUGCGUUGCGUACAGGUAUUCGCACUUACGCGGAUCUAUUCGGAAUAAGCUUACGCAGCUACCACGCAUCACUUGAGUAACUCUGUUAAGUCGAAACUUAUUUUGCUCUCGCUGUUCAAGAACCUAAAAUGUCCACGUUAUUUGAGUUAAAAGUGCACAGAAAGCAAUGCAUAUGAAUAAUAUGGGCAACUGAAACAUUUAAAUACUUAACUGACCGAACUUUUUAAAAAUGCCUAACGAGAUCCAUUUAAUUUCUUAAGGCCCUAUGAACCCGUGUUCCCUGAGUAGUUCUGGUGAAAUUUUUUAAAAAAGAAGUUCUGACACUUGAUGACAUGAUCGUCUUUGUAUCACCAGUCUUUGAAAGAUGGAGGGGGCAUCAGUGAACCCAUAGCAUUCUUGGGAGAGACGAGGGGAUGACGAAAAAAUCCAGCGACAUUUGAAAAGAGCAUGGCAAAGAGAAGAAAUAACCACUUCUUAUUUUAAUCAACUUGAGUUAUUGGAAGGUUUUUUUUUUCGUUAGAAAAUAAACCUUGCAGCUUCCUACAGGUCAAGUGUCUAUGUGUCAUGCAAGACACACGAAGAAAUCUUUUACCCGUUUUCAGAUCUCUUGCUUUUAUUUUAGGACAACCAGUCGUGAAUGUCGCCCCUGAUUUGAGGUCCAAAGAUUCUCGAAGAAAAUGGGAAACAGCUUUCAGCAACAGGGUGGUGGCUCCAGUGCUUACGGUAUGCCGACUUUACUUUAAAAUAAUGAUAUUAUAAUAAUGAUAUCAUUUUGAUGCUUUUGGAUUUUCUUAUUUGAUUCUCACUUCUUAAGAACCUCGAGGGAAAGAUCCAAAAUUGCUUGGAAAUGAUGGUUGGAGACAAUCGACUGGGUAAGUUUUUACGUGUUAUUUCAAAGUGUACAUUAUUUAUUUAUUUGUCUAUAUUUUUGCUUUUAGUUAAUAAUUUUAGAGAACCAACUAACCACCCAAUGCGACGAGACUGAAGUACACAUUAAAGUACACGAAGGAAUGCUCGGAAAAAAAACCAAGCCCCCUAGCAGGAAUCGAUCUCACGACCCUCCAAUCACCUUUUGACGACUCUACCCACUGAGCUAUGGGUGACUCAUAUAGUGAGCAGGACGUACACUUGAGGUAGUCACAGGACUUCGCAUCUCAAGAGGACACAGGUCACUUAUCAAAGCAAAGCUAAAUACCUGCAUAUCGUAAGCACCUAAACUAAGAGUUGUGAACACUUAACAGAUUUAGUGAUUCAACCACCCAAUGCGAUCACUAAAUCUAUAACUGACACAACUCUUAUUUAAUUUGCUUUCGAGAUACAGGUAAUUUAGUGAGUGUUUUGUCUUUGAUUAGUGUCCACUGUACUCGUUACAUGCGAAAUUCUGAGUACCUCAAUUGCACCUCACGCUCACUAUAUGAGUCACUCAUAGCUCAGUGGCUAGAGCCUCCAAACGGUAACUGGAAUCUCGUGGGUCAGAAAAAUUUAACCGGGUCUUUGUGUACGUUAAUAUCUACUUCAGUUUUUUCAGUUAAUUUACAUUUUCAUUAACUGGUUUAUUUAAAUCCGUUUUGUCCUUAUAGAAAACAUGAUGUGCUUUCCGCGCCGUGUAGUUUUGAAAAGCAGAAAACCCCAUUACGUUAAAUGUAUCAUUCCGAUUCUUUCAGGCAACAACCCCCUGAUGCGCCAGCUAUAUGAGGUAGACAUCACACCUGAUGAUCUGUCUGUGAGUAUCUCUCCUACAUGUCCCGCACUGUGGAGAUAUCGAACUCAGGUGACUCUCGAUCACCUGUCACACACAUUUCAACAAGAGGUGGCCUCCACCGAUCCCGAGAGGAACAAAGUGUUAGCGGAGUUUUUACGACAGGUGAGUGCAAGUUAGGUUGCAUUUAAGGAGCUUUGUUACCAGGCUAUUGCUGUCUUGGGUCAAUGCUGUGCAAAAGUUUUUAUUUAGAGACUUUUCCCAUACACAAAAUGCUCCUGAGGAGUUAUGAAGAAGAUACCAAAUAAGUGUCAUCAGGGAGCACUAUUAAACCACAACAAUUUUCCGGUGAUUUUUGCAGGCACAGCAUUGACAAUUGAAUUUCACCAUCCUUGCCAUCCGUUACAAAGGACAACAGGAAAAAGUUCCACGGCCUAAAUCUUAAUCGGCACCAUUAUUUUUGGAAUUCAAUUGAUGCUAAGACAAGUUUUAACUUUUUAAAUAUGUAGCAAAUAGAGUGACAUGGCCCCUGUGCUUAAUAGGUUUGCUAACACCAUACGAUUUUGUCAUUGAAAUCAAUGGCUGCAAAGGAAUGUUACUAUUAAAGACAAAGUGAUAAGUAAAUAACAGUGUGGCUCCUUGCAGCAAUAAAAAUUGUCUGUGAACAGUCCCCCGAGGGAGCUACAAUCAGGGACAAACCUAGUUGACACACUUGUUUAAAACGGGUGCUUUUAACAAACAUUUAAUUCAUUUAUUAUUUCAUUCUUUUUAAACGCCGUAAAUCCCCUCACCUCCCGAAUCAAUGUUGUCUGAAGUAAAAAAAAAAGACGUGAGGGUCCAAAAUUCAACAUUGAUUUUGGGCGGAAGAGGUUGGGGUAGACAGGGGAAGGGGAUAAGUAUAUCCACUAUGCAAAAAGGGGCCAUUUUAUGGAAGUGUGUCAACACUUUAGUCCCUCAUUGUAGCUUCUUCUUUGUCCUGUAACCCACUAUAGACCUUGUUCACAGGCCGCAAUAAAAAUACUGCCCAACUGUCUACGCCCCUUCGAAUCAAUUUAAGCCCUUUUCAAUAAACUAUGUACUUUUGUACUCGCGGAUAAUGGAUAUCUAUUAGUGUAAUACAAGACGUAGAAAUUAUGAUCAUCUCCUUUCUCCUCUUUUUUAGGAACACAAUCUCCGUGCCCUCCGCUUUUUGCCAGAUAUCAUUAAGCUACAGCGUCUUCUCAGGGAAAAAUUCCAUCGCAGAAUCGACAGGGCAGAAGCAGAGCAUAUCACAAUUCGAAAUUUCCUAAACAAGAUUCCUUCUAGUAAGUUUAUUGUCCGAAUAUGAGAUUACCUAACAAUAAAAGCCUGGCAACUAAUUAUCACUGGAUGAAAAAACAGAUUUGAAAUGAGAUAAAUGUGGGACAAAUGUGGUCUAAAUAUAAAAUUUGUCAUAUUUGUUCACAUUUGUGCAAAGCACAAAUUAGACAUUUGUCUUUAAGACAAAUAGGAUAAUGAUGCAUUUGCUAUCUAAGACAAAUGUGAACAAAUGCUGUGUAAAUGUAGGACAAAUUUAACAUUAACUUUGUGACAAAUACAGAUAAAUGAGCCAAACUGCAAACAAAUGUGUUCAAAUGUGUUCAAACUUUGUCAAAUAACAUAUUUGUAUGGACAAAUAUAGAGCAAAUUUUAUAUUGUAAAGUGAGCGUGCCAGGCCAGUACAUACGUACUACCCUUCUCUCUUUUCUUCCCUGGCAUCUACCCCUUUAUUGCUUCUUGCAAUUUGCACUUAACACUAGCUUUCAACCUUCCUUUAAAGUGGACUAAUGCUGCAGAAGUUCAUUCAACUCAACUAGGACAGGUUGAAAGACCAUCAGUUCGAUCCCUUUCCCCCUCAUUUAUCACAACCCUUGCCUGAAACCCUGAUAUAACAAAGACACUGCUAAAACAGUAACAAUCUUCAUUGCACUUUGUUCCUUAAAACUUCUUAAAAUUAAUAUCAGAGUUCCACUGUAAAGGGUGCAAGGUGAUUACAAUUUUUAAAGAAAAAUGACUCAAGCAUUUUAACUGACAAUUCUCAUUUAUUUCACAAAGCUUGUCCUGAUCUUACAAUUAACUGUAAAACAAAACUAAAACAUUAAGUUUAACAAGUGUCAGUUCAUUUCAGGAUGACCAAGUCAAAAGACUUUAUUAGGUAGAUAAAUAAACAGAAAGUGACCAAGGUGGGAUUGCAAAGAUCACUUUUUUUCCGAAGUGACCGAAAUGGGGUCUAUAAUAUGGCCACAGAGUAAACUAUCGGUAUACAGUAAUGGGAUAGGGAUACUGAGAGGCCAGCAGCACAUACCCAGUAAAAAUUAACCAUUAAAUAAAACUUUCCCUUCAGGUACCAUUGGUACAACAUCCAACAAAGUGUAUCUUUAGUUAAUUACCACAGGAAAGAUAACAAUCUUCAUUGCACUUAGUUCCACUGUUAUUAGAGUAUGUAAUUUUAAAUAAUAGCUAUUAAAAACACCUCUGUUAAGUGGACACCUUGAGAUGGUCCCUGUUUCUCUUUAUAACUCACUCUAUUUGGAUCUCUAUAAGACGGAUAUACCGAGUCAGUAGUGCUGGUCCCAAAGGUGUCCAUCUUAAAGAGAGUUGACUGUCCAGACAAAAUAUUCUUAUUUCUUAUAUUAAAAAUAUAUCUAAAUGCACUUUAGGAAAUACCAAUAACAAAAAGCAAAUGCCUCACAAUUGCCAAGGUUUGUUUGGUGGGCUAUUGAUACUUGCCAAAGGUAACAAAACUAAUGAAAUAGCUGACUUCUGGAGUGACUGCUAGAGGGUUUAAUGUACAUUUGUCAUUAAUCAAUAAUGCUACAAAGACUUGACUAAAAUUUGGUAAACAGCAAAAAUUUCACAUAUCAUAAUAUAUUUUUGUACACGCAUCUUAUUGAUGGCUUGAGAAUUUGCAAAGUAAUCAAAGACUAUACCAUUUGCACUCUUCAAUGUUUGCCACAGUUAACCAAAUAAUCCAAGUUACAUUUAUAUAAGCUCUUAGAAAAUCCAUAACAUGUACUGUUAUUAAAAUCUAUAAACAAAUAAUGGACUUUGGACAUUUAAGCCAACAGUUAAACCCUGAUUAUCUGGACCUCAAUUAACCAACUUUUUGAUUAUCACAACUUUUCCUCUGGUGAAAGAUUUCUUAAAUGAAUAUUGCAAAUAAACGAGAAGGUAAACCUAAGCCUGAUUUUCUUUUGGCUUCACAUCUUCGAAAGAGUCAUUGAAAAGUUUUCUUUUGUCUUUGAAAAGCAGAGUUGGUACUUUUAUGUGAUGUCAGCCUGCAAGGAAAGUCGUGUCCAAUAGCCCGGGGCUAGUGGAUUUUGCUAUCAGGCUAGUGAUUUUUGUUCUUAACUUGCCUGAUGGGCAAGUGCUGUUUUUUGGAGAAAUUCAAAUUACCGAAGGAUUGUAAUCAAUCCUGCUAAUCAAAAAGGGUUUGGGGGCUAGUUGAAAUGACUUGUGGGCUAGUACGGGGUAGCUACAGCUUGCCAGAAUGGCAGGCUGUAAAACUGACUUUCCUUGCACCCUGGAAGUAUAUGAUAAAUUAAACUACCCUAUUAAGACAAAAAAAUGCCACAGUUGAUUAUCUUCUGUGAAAGGUAGCCUCAUACUACUAAUAACAUAUACUUUUCUAUUAUCUCCACUCUCUUUCUCAUUAAAUUCAUAUGAAUUCAUAUAAACAAGGCCAGGCCAGGUUGUGUAAUGCUAGUUUAUGCAAACUUUGAGUUGAGAUAGGAAAGCUUAUAAACAAAUUCACUUUAAAAGUUCUUUUUGUCUGCAAUUUGAUGAUUGGAUGCUCUAAAAAAGAAGAGCACAUUAAGUGUGAAAAUGUUUUUGAACGAAUAAACAAGGAAACCAAAUUAUUUAAAAAUUUAUCCCCGUGUGGGUUCUAAUAAGCCUUAGAACAACUGGGCCUAGGCCUUGACUGAGAAGUGGCCUGAAUGUGGCUCAUGAUGGACCGUCAGGUGCUGGCCUCUCGGAUAUCCCACCCUCAAACCUGGGCUUUGCCAUAGCUCUGGCAUGAGGGAUAAGAUUCUUAAGGUAAACAACACCUGAGGCUGUGCUCUCCAGGUCACCCGUGGCAACUGACUUUUAAUCCUGAGUGUCUAAGGCCCAGUUCAAACGUCAAAAUUCACAUGAGCAGAACUUUAUUCCUGAUUUUGUCUACUUAAAUAGUUAAAUGCGGCAUUUGAUUUAAACGUCAAAUUUAACUCCCUAAACUCUGUUGAAUUUAACUCUGUUAAAAGUCAAUAUUCCCAGUAAUAUAAUAAUAAUUUACCAAAAUUCAUGCAUUAAGUUGGCACAUGUGAAAUGCGACGUUUGAAUCAAAAGUUGAACCUUAGUCAAAUCUUCAACUGUUUCAGUCGCAGAUACGGCAAACAUCGCAUUUAAUUUAAACAGUCUUAUUUAAUUGAUUCAAACGUUGCACUUCACAUGCAUUUAACUCUUGCGUUAAGUUUGGCUCAAGUGAAAUUCGACAUUUGAACCUAGCCUAAAAGAACGUUUUUCAUAGGAACCAUAUCUUGAGCAGUGUGGAUUUCACAGUUUCAUAGCAAUGGACUCAGUCCCUUCAAAUUUUCUUUGAGCACAGCCAUUUGGCUAGAAAAAUAUUUUAACACUCAUGAGGUAAAAAAAUAAAACAUAAAUUUGUGAACAUACUCCUCUUCCACUUUAGAGCCACUUGUCAUGUUUUUUGUCAACCAUCUUUCUGCAUGUUGGAAACAAAACAAAAAUUAUAGUUGUAAAUUUACCAAAUAAAGUGCUAUGUUAGAUAAGCUUAAACUUAAGCUUUGAGACAGAAGCAUAUAACCCUGAUAAGGACUUCUGCUUUGAGAUAACCAUAAUCAUCCAUAAUAUACAUGUAUUUGAUUGCUUCCAACAGCAACUUUCUCCAGGCCAUCGAUCUCGUUUUGUUUGAAGAAGAAAUAAAUAUGCCCCACUUCAAAGACUAACAUUGUACCUCUCCUUUCUCUCAUUUUUGCCUCGUCGUGAGAGACCUCUGCUAGCAGGGAAUCAAAAAUUGGGCGCUUUAAGCUAAGUUGUAGGUUCCUGUGAUGUUUGAUACAACGCAGGCAAGUCGGCGCCUUUGAAGACACGCUAUCAGUUCAGCUCCAAAGAAUAAGCACAGACUCUCACGAUCAAAAGCAUUUCUUAUAUCAUCAAAGCAACAAGAAAGUAAACCUACCCUUAAAUCCAUUGGAACUUUUCCUUUAGAUUCUCUGCGUGACAGUUUUGAGCCGCGUUUGCUGUUAUUUAGUCGCUCCUGUUUUGCUAGUUAUGCACUUAUCAAUUGAAACCCCGACCCCCCCCCCGACCCCGGGCCAAGGUGGGGAUUUGACUUGACAUCAUUACAAAUCUUAGCAAACUCCCACCCUACUGGGGCAUAUUGACUGGUAAAACCCCCACCCAGGUGGGGAAACCUUUUUAAUUCCCUGACUGACUUUAUUAAUAUUUCGUUCGAAUUUUCAACUUCUUAAUAUUGACAAAUUUACUACAGCAAAAAGGCAAAUAUGAUAACAGACCAAGAUAUAAAUACAACAAAUAUUUGACAAUAAGUAAACAUAAUGACCCCUACCCACUUAUAAAAAAGUCAGGGUACAAAAUGGAUGAUGGAGUAGCACAUUGCUAUAAAGUUAUAUUAAAAGGAAAUCCGUACCAUCUCCAUUGAAAGUAAUAUCUGCAAUGAUAAGUUUAAUUGAAAAUAGCAGCCAACAUACCUUAACCUUCACAAGCUGAUGUUAUAAAUAGACUGCAUAAAAUAGUUCCUAGGAGCUAUAUUUUAUAUUUUGGCUUAAAGAAUGAGGAAAUAUAGAACUUCAGAAACCACAUGGGUUUAACACUAGACGUUAAACGAGCUGUGUCAUGAAAUUUACCAAAAUGUAGGCUGUGGGAACUGCCACCAAAUUGAGUGAAACAUAAAAAUAACCGCUUAAGACAUUAAAAGAUGGUAUAAAUGACUCAGCAAAUACAAAAGAAGGUACAGAUGGGAAAACAUGAAGAAGAUUAAAACGGAUUGAAAUUUUGGUUUUGAAAACUUGUUAACCUAACAGUUUUUCAAAGUUCAUUGUUUUCGUCCGUAACGCUUGAUAUGCUUGGGAGAAACAUCUGUUUAAAACGAAGCUUUGAUUUCUUCAUUUCUUUGCCAACGUAACGCUCAAAAGCGAAUAGGGACCACGUAACUGGCAAUAUUAACAAAAUGAACCAGAUAGCCAUGACACAGCACCUUUUAUAAUAAGUAGAGGAGUUUGUAUCUGCAUUGUUUGAGAAGUUUUGAAUAACAAUAACAAUUUCCAGUCAACGAACCAUGAAAGCUCAAGGCAAAAUCGCAAAGGAUUAGUCUCAGUGAAGAAAUGAAAGGAAAAACAAUUAGGAAACUUACGGCUGAGCAAUACAUCAAAAUACCAGUGAUCACGUGAAGAAAUUACCGUGAGGAAACUAGGCACGAGUCAAAUCCCCACCUCGCUCCCCGACUUCCAUGGACUUCCAUGAAUAUGCUAAGCAAAUCCUGAGAAAUCCCCCACCCCCACGGGCUAACCAUGCCUUCAAAUACCAUAAAAAUCCCCCAUAUUGCCCCACAUAGGCCCGGGGUGGGGGGGGUCGGGGUUUCAAUUGAUAAGUGCAUUAUGUUAUCUUGCUGAACUGCUGCGUUUGCUUCUUUCAGUUUCUUCUGGCUCUCUAAAAUAGAGUCUAGUCUCCUGUUCAUGUUUUCCAUCAGGAAAAGUUGUCUUUCUUCAGCAGGAUUGCUUGUAGCCAUGAUUGAACCAUAAAAUACGAGUCUAAAGACAACGAAAACUAAGGGCCAAGCUGACAAAGAACUUUUCGAAAUGAACUGAAGACGCUGUCAAAAUGGUGAUCAAACAUACCGCGCGUGUAGCCGUAGACAUUUGAUUGGCGUUCUAUCGCUGACGUAACUUUAACGUCACAAUAUCUGAACGCGAGUACUUUUCGCGCAUUCGCGCGCGCGUUCAUUCAAAAAGACGAUCAAAGAUGAAGGGAUUAGCUGGGAUUAGAGAAUAGGGUGUACUUAUCAGCAGCACUUACCUGGACUUAAGCAUAAAUUCUGGAAUGGAUUUCACGUAAUACUGAUAUUUACUAUAAUUAUUGUUAUAGUGAAACCUCUAUUAAACGAACCCCCAAUUAAGCGGACACCCUCUAUUCAGUGGACACUAAACCGGGUCCCGAAAUUUUAAUUACGUCUUAAAUUUCCCUUUAUAACGAACCCCUAUUCAGCGAACACUUCUAUUAAGCGGACGCGGACACUAAAAUAAAUUGUAUUUGGCUAAUUUUUAUUGUUAAUAACCUCUAUUAAGCGGACAGCGGACCGAAUUAACAAUAGUAGUAUUGGAUUACGUCCUUGAAAAACGUGCUGUAGUCGAUUAAUAAAAGUAAAUCAAUACAUUUGGCUGUCGAUAAACUGUAGAUUAUACCGAGAGUCUUGCACAACGUACAGCACGGCUUCCUUAGCUUCCUUAACAACAUGGAACUUUAUCACAGUACAGAGUAACCGUUGAAAGUUAAACAUUGCACAACUUUUACAAACCCUGUUAAGCGGACACCCUCUAUUAAGAGGAGUCUUGGGAAGGUCCCGAAGGUGUCCGCUCAAUGGAGGUUUCACAGUAUUAUUAUUAUUUUUUUUUCUAUAGUUAGGUCUUUUUAUCGGGAAAUUGGUACGGAAAAUUAACAGCAAUAGAUUUAUAUCUCGCCUCAUGGAUCAGAACCUUAUCUUAUUAAAAUCAGCGCAUUGACUUUUACGCCAUCCACUGGGACUGUUGAAUUGAUUUUUUAUAACUCUAUUGAUAUGGACGUUUUCUUUAUAUGAAUAUUUUACUGAAAUUUUGUGUGUAGUUUUUAUAAGAUUUUAAAAAAGUAUUCUUUUUAUUAUUAAAAAAGUUAUAGUUUUCAAAAUUGUCACGGUACUUAUUUACUUAUUUAUCUUAUAUUUGUUAUAGCUUAAACAUGACAUAAAGAGUUCAGUGAUUGUACAGUGGGACUCCGAAAUAACGAAGAAUAUUUUUUCUAGUCCCUUGGUCUUUCAUUAUGUCUAGCGGUAUAUAUGGUGAUGUGGUUUAGACCCUAUAGUGUAGGGUGGUAGUGCAAAUAAGACUCUGCCAUAUGACUGAAUAAUUUUGGUCUUUUGACUAGAGUUGAACUUUCAUAUUUUCAGUGGCACAGCAUAAUGAUCAAAACACUGACAACUCAUCAGUUUUAAGGAGUCAAAGGGAGGAGGAAUUCUUUCCUUUUACAUCUAAUCCAACUUUUCAAUCUUGGUAAUAAAAAAGGCUAGUGAGCCUCACACUUGCAACGCAAGGUAACUUUCUAGCAUACGCUAAAACUUCAAAAGACUUCUUUUUAAUACAUGGAUAUAAACAAAUUGUGAUUUUUAUGAAGAGACGGUAAUUUCCCUUUUAUUCACUUCACUUAAAGUAAUUUUUAAUUUCCCUUUUAUUCACUUCACUUAAAGAAUUUUUAAUGUUUAAAUUUUUAUCGUGUAGUCGUAAUUUACGCUGGGCCCCUAUUGAUACCAGCCAAUGGCUGAUAGGGCCACUCUGCCUAAAUAAAGUUGACUCUGACUUGACUUGACUUGAAUACAGUGGAACCUCGAUAUAACGAGCCUCUGUAAACGUUUUAAUCAGUGUAUAAAGUACGGUAAGUUGAUCGGAGCAUUGAUCUAGUGUGAGUAAGGCGCAAUAAUAGCUAGCCAGAAAAUCCCUCAUUGCAAUUUCUACAGAUCUACACCUACAUGCAUCUACGAGUACUUGACAAGGGUUACUCAUUGCGUCAAAAACAACCAAAUAAAUAAAUUAAUUAAUUAAUGAGACAAACAAUAGCCUUGUUUCUAAACAAUUCAGAAAAUCAUAUAGCGAUUUUACUAGAACGAGAAGUCAAAACGUUAUUUUUCUCGUAUUUGUCUUGUUUUAAGAUAUCUUUGUACAAGGGCAAAUAUAAUGGCAUAUUUGAAUCACAUUUGUCUCACAUUUCCUCAAGACAAAUGUGAUAACAGAUUUGUCUCACAUUUGGGACAUUUGAUGGGUGGACAAAUCUGACAUCAGAUUUGUCUUAGAUUUGUCUUUAAGGCAAAUAUCAUUAAAUUCAAUUUUUCGUCCAGUGUAUAAUCACUGUGGAUAGAAACAAGGAACAAAAUACUUUCUUUUAUGUUUUAGAUUUCAACGGAACUGUCUUCAUUUGACUAUUUUCUUUGGAUUUCCUUUGUAUUAUAUAAAAGCCAUGCCUCCGGGUUCGAAGGGCUAGUUUGUAUCACAAAGAAAACAUCGGUGGAUGAUGCUUUAAACGUUUUUAUUCAGAUUUAAUGCGUGCUAACAAACUUAUUACCCGAGUAUUUUGUUAUUUUCUUUUGACGAUAAGAAUCUAUUGUUUACAAGUGACAAAGCAUUUCAUCAUGAUUCAAAUGAUACCUCAUGGGUUCUCGAAUUACGGCAGUAUGUGAAAAGACAUUUUCCACUGCGCCAUUUUAGCACAGAAAGAGCUUCAUGUUAUGAAACUGUUCGGAUAAAUUGUCCAUGCAGAUAACAAUAUCUCGUACCUUUUGUUAAGCUUCAAAAACAUAACAGCAUAGAAUAUUAUGUUGAUUCUCUUUUAUUUGUAUGAACAAAACGAGUUUGGUUUUUCUGAUUUAAUUUGAAUUAAGAAAGUAAAAAAUGAAAACUUUCUUAUGGUUUCCUGCGACAGAAAAAUGGUGGGUUGUAUCACGUGAUACCCGUGUUCCUUUCUGUUACCAUGUGACCAAAAAUAACCAGUAAAAUCGGGCCAAAAUUAGCCUGCGCAGCUGGCGGUAUCGUCUCGGUGCACGAUUAAAGUUUUGGCGGCGGAGCCGUGAUCCAGAAGGGAGUGGGACGAGGCGUCUAAAAUAUUUCUAUUUCCAUUUCUAUUUCUCGCGGCUUACGCCGCUUGUGGCGGCUUCGCCGCCAAAACUCAUUCGACUACUACACAGUACCGCCAGCUAUGCGGGCUACGCUAAUUUUAAUUCGUAAUAUUCUCCACAGAAACAACUAAAGAUGAACUCACCUCCCUGAUAAUGAGUUUUAACAAUGCGUGGAAUCUUGUCAGACUGAGUCUUGACCAGCAAGGUAUGUCUCCUAGACCUGUCAGUCUGCCUUUACCUUUCUGGUAAAUCACAAUUUUGUGAAUUGCAGGAGCGAGUUAGAUUUGCUAUCUAACCCUUUAAUAUCCCUCGCAAGAAGCUAGCGUCGAUGGUUUUUUGCAAGAAGAACUUGCUCGUUUUAAACAACGGGAAGAUGAUGGUUUUAUCUUUGCGCUAUGAAGAUUAAGUCUUAUUUUACAGAUCCUUUAUAAGGGACAACUGUCAAUAUAAAUUAUAUUGGACAGUUUCGAGUCGUGAACUUUUAGACGAAGAAAAUUAAAGGGUAUGUGCCACCCCAAAGGGUAGGGAUUUUGCACGUUUUGGUCUGAAAACGGAUUAUAGACUGCUCAUUUUGGUCUGGAAUCGGGUAUGGUUUUUAAGAGAACUACGGCAGUGUACGAACGUAUUUAUUGUUUCUAUUCCAAAUGAGUAAGAAAGAAAGAGAAAUAUACCAAUCCGAAAUGGAUUUUAAGAAAUCUUUUUGUUGCUGCUCUAAUCUAAGUAAUGAUGACAUAAUUUCUUAAAGGCCAGUUCUGAGAAUGGGAAUGGAUUUUAGAGGCCAGGUCUGAAAACGGGUGUGAAAAAUGACAUUUUUGGAUAUGAAAUAGGGUCAGGAUUUGGAGAUCCGACUGGUACACCCCUACCAAGAAUUCCCAGGAGUAACCCCGCGAUCUAACGCUAAUAAUAAUAAUAAUAAUAAUAAUAAUAAUAUUUAAUACUUAUUUUGCGCUUUUUCUAUAAAAAUACUCAAAAGCACAUUACAAUAUUAUUAAUAGAGACCUUUAGAUUCGAGGACGACUACGAGUACGAGAUUUAACUUUAAGUUUUUUCGCGUAUUCUACAAAUUUAGACACCCCGGAACGCUUCAUUUUACCAUUUUUCUCUAGAAAAGUUAGCACUGUUAUCUUUACUGACGGACGUUACGCGCUCUCACGCAAAAUGAUAAAACUUUUAACCUUUGAUAUCUUGUUUUCGCCACUUCGACAUUCGCGCUAAAACUCGUAGUAGAAUGACGACGGCUACCACGUUUUCCCGCCAAAAUGACGCUGGUUCACGCGCAAGCACCACUUAGUACAGAGAAAAUCUUGUACUCGUAGUCGUACUCGUCUUAGAAUCUAAAGGUCUGUAAUAACUAAAUUAAAACCAGUAAAAUUACACGGUAAAAUUACAAUAUUACAAUAUUAAAAUUACAAUAUUAAAAAAUAAAAAUAAAUAAAUAAAUAAUCUAACUAAAAGCCUUUUUAAAUAAAUAUGUUUUAACAGAGCGUUUAAAAGAGUCGAUUGAUGUUUCCUGUCUAAUUGGCAGAGGAAGACUGUUCCAUAAAAAGGGGGCAGCCAUCGAUAACGCGCGAUCUCCCAAAGUCUCUUAGCCGAGGUCUUUCUAACAAUAUACCAUUAUUGUUACGGCGUAGUUGGUAACGUGAGACCGGUAAGACAGAGACAAGAUCCUUAAGAUAGCUAGGCGCAACACCGUGAAGAAUCUUAAAUGUAACAAGGAGAAUCUUAAAAUCUACGCGCAAGCGCACUGGUAGCCCGUGGAGUUCUCUUAGCAAAAGGAGUAACGUGACAAUACUUAGGUGCACAGUAAACCAAUCGAGCACUGGCAUUCAUGACUCUUUGAAGUUUCUUAAUUUGAUACUCAGGAGCACCGUACAAUAAACCAUUACAGUAGUCAAGCCUGCUUGUGAUGAACGCGUGAACAAGCCUCUCGGUGGACUCACGAGACAAAUACUUCCUAAUGUGCCGGAUAUUGCACAAAUAAUAAAACGCACUAGCACAAGUCUUAGUCACAUGAGUCGACAUGUCCAGAUGAGAAUCGAACCAGGUGCCCAAAUUGCGCACUGAAGAGGCAGGCGAUACCUCAGCUUGGCCGAUCUUGAUCUUGUCAACGGACACGUUUGAUAACUGUCGUUCCUUGCCAAUGAUCAAGAACUCAGUUUUAUCGUCAUUUAGCAUUAACUUAUCAUCUCUCAUCCAUGCGCGAACGUCACGAAUACAGUUCUCCAUCGCAAUCACAGCAUCAGCCUCGCUGGUCUUAUCAACGGGAUUAAACGAUAUAUAUAGCUGUGUAUCACCCGCGUAGGUGUGAACGGAUGGCAGAUGAGAUUUCAUGAUGUCAAACAGCGAACUCGCGUAGAUAGUAAAUAAGAGGGGGCCCAAACAAGAACCUUGUGGGACCCCGCAAAACAGAUUAAAUUUAACCAAUCCUUUUUUUUUAAACAGGGCGCCUUCGUCCUCCAAGUGAUUUAUGCGAGAAGUCCAUGGAUAACUUGCGUCCUCUUGCAGUACUAUUGCCCAGUACGUCUGGGUUGGGCAUCUGCUCCAUGGCUCUGGUAUUUUUUCUCACCAUAUUACAUAACGAGUUUAACGAACGGUACCAGAAUUUGACGGGUGGAGAAGUGAAGUAAGUAUCUUUCUUGUUACUCAUCCUCCCUCUCGUCUGGAGCUGUUAUAUUUUUCAAUUUUACACUACUACAUGAGAAAUUUCUGCAAUUUGAUUGGCUUAGAGCAGUGGUAUUUCAGAUUAAUUUGAAAUACCUACAUGUGAAAAUUACAAACCUUUUGUGGGCAUUAGUAUAAACAAAUAAUAGCAUGAUUUGUACGUGAUAUUUAGCAUAAAUACCACUUGCGAUAUUUCAAAAUGUCUCAAAUUCACUCGCCUAACGGCUCGUGAAAUUACGUAUAACAAUUUCAAAUAUCACUCGUGGUAUUUAUGCCAAAUAUCACUACAAAUCAUGCUAUUACCUAAUACUAAUACUGUUUAUUCAAAAUAUUUCGCCAUUUCUGAUUGGCUCCAAUCCUCCCUCAUAACCAACCGGUGCUAACCAUAUUUGAAAAAUGUAGUCAAUAACGUAAAUAACCCAUCGAUUCUAUGGUAUAUUGCUAGCAGCCUCGUUUCCACGCAGUAGCCGCCUCAGUUGUGUGGAGCUGUAUGGCAAGGCAGCGAAAGUUGUUUAUGCCAGACUGAACUAAAGGAAAAUAGCGUUCACGGCUAUCCAAAGACAAAAUAACCGAAUUUCUAACUAAAACUGAACAGAAGAAAUGCAAUAAUACGCAAAAACAAUUAUUGCUAGAUAGAUGUCGAGUAUCUACAAUAAAAAGCAAAGUUUACAUCCUGGAACCGUGCCGAGAAACAGGUAAAUGUUUGAAUAUUUUUGCGGUUAGUACGGAUACUAACACCAUUUGUCCUCUCUAGGGACCUGCCUCACAUACAGCCACAAGACAUAACCACAUCACAACUCAUAAUUGCUUAUGACACUGACAGAGAUCUACUUCCGCUCAUCCUGGCUCAAUGCAACUACACUCUGGAGGUGGGUCGGGGAACGUUGGUACAGUACAACUGGGAUGCACUGGAAAGACAGCUGAUUGACAGGUUCAUUAGGGGAAGACCUCUUGUUGAUUUCAAGGUAAACUGUGGAAUUUCCACGUAGAAUUUAGAUUGAAAGAUUGGGGACACCAAUCCACUGACGGGCGAUUGUUGAGUUUAUAUCGAGAAAUCUCUGUGUACUAAUUUUCCCCAUAAUCAUUGACGUAAACACCUUUGAGUGUUUACGUUCCCUAUAAAUCCUUAAAUUUAAUCAUUUUCGAUCGGGUUGUCAAACCACAUUUUGUAAAGAACAACACUGAAACGUUCCACAUUGUAAAAAACUGCAGCAGAGGCAUUCGUUACCGCUGCCGUCAAACAACUCUACAAAGGCCUAUUCAACCGUUUUGUCUGAAAUUAGUCACUCAAGCUUAGAAAGUUGAAUUAUACAGCAAUUAAGAUAGAUUGCGUAAGUUACUUGUGGAAGAACAAUUUCCUUUACGUUUUUCGUAGGAUUCUCAAUGCUCAAACUGUCGACAAGAGAUUAGCGAAUAAAAAGAAAAGAAAAGAAAAAUUGACAAUGGGACCUCAAGUGUGCAAGUGUGGCACGCUGCAUAUCGGUCAAAGUGUUUCGUCAGAUUUCUCUCUUUAUUCACUAUUUAUAUAUUUAUUUAGUAAGUUAAUGACUCACACAUAUAUUUAUUUUCCAAAAAAGGUUUUCACGGUCCCUUGCUUACUCUCAUUUACUCUUUAAAAAGAGCGUAGUGUUAAGAGUUCAUUGCUGCCGUUCCAUUUUCUAUUUAUUGUACUUGAUUUUAAAAGCCCAAUUUGUUCAAUUAUUUUUGUAGGAUGAGAGGUUUGCAUUCAGUAAAGAUAUCCAACUGGACUCUGUCUUUGCUGCUGUAAAGGCUAAAGUUCCUCAGGUAAAACCAUUCUUAUUAGUGUGCUAGAGCUAGCCUGCAGACUAGCCUCAAGGAGUAUAACGACAUUAAAAUUAAUUGUACGAGAAACGGUUACCCCGCGUGACACAUGCCUCGAUUGUAAAGAAGAUUCAAAGUCACGUGAGUACUCAGUUUUUUGCAGUUAUUGGAAACGAAAGAGGCACCUUCAUCCUCGAAUAUAUUAGGACCUGAUUGUAGUAAAUGCAAUCCAUAGUGUUAAUUGUCGUAAUAUCGAUGACCAGAAGCACUCUAAAGAACUGUGCCGUUCAAUUAAACUACGAAUACAUUUUUGUCUUUUCUCAGGUUGCUCUGAGUUCAGCAGUAAGCCGUCAAGUCAUAAGCGAGUCUCGCUCCCUGACUGACAUCUGUGACGUGCUGUCAUCUUUGGAUAUUGCCAUUGGUUUUCUAUCUUCCACUGGGGGAGCUCCUGAUAGGCUCCUCAGUAACUAUCUAGGAAGGGUGCUACGAAUGCAACAAAACACUCUACGGAGUUUGAAGGUAUAUAUUGUAGCUACAACUCAAGUUAAGUUUGUACACUAAAGAAUUGACUUUUGGAGCAACCUUCGCGUGUAUGUGCCCGAUUUUCCUCUUCCCCUUUCCCUUUCGAAUGCAUAUCACUCCGGGUAUUCUGUCAUUGGUAUUCUACACUGCUGCCAAUAGAUUCUUUCUUGGUUAAAUCCAAUACAUUCUACGUGUCUUUUUUCUUCUAUUUUCCCUUUCAGGCCCAGCAAUACUGUCAGUUACGUCACGUGAUCUCUCUCUGGCGACUUCUCACCCUUGAGAGAGCCAGAAUUCUUAUAAGGCGAGGCGAGGUAAGGAAUAUUUUAUAUUUCCAACUAUACCUUACAUUUAACCUUUACGCGACAUUCGCAAAGACUUCUUAACAACAUUCAGCUGAGGAAUUAUCAACCUUCUCAUCAAAACAAAAAUAAAAACAAGGAGACUUGAAGACUUCUUACUUGUGUGUCGUAUAAUAAACGAGAAAGUAGUUACUCCGUGGAAUCGAAACAAACGCAAACAGCCAAUUAAACCAAGCAGACCUCCAAGACAGUAUAUACAUAUCAGACCGAUGUCAGACCCAAAGUAGCUUGGAACAAGCCCUGCAUUGGGGGAAUAUUGUUAGGAGUCGCGCAAGCGGGUAACGAAAAAAAGCGCAUGGGCAAGGGGCUUUGCCACUCGCCCACGCAAUCUCUUACGACUCGCCUCGCUCGUUACUCGAAAUAGAGAGCUUACUUACACUUGCUUAGCACACCACGAUUGAUUCAAGUUUUACUUUUGAUUGAUCAAGUGGGGCACCGAAUUUUGUCGGUCGUUGAUCUAAGUACUGUCAUCCUUUAAGAGAUGAGUAAAUAGCAAUGCUUAUUACUUAACUUUUUUCUUAUUGCCUUUGUAGGAUCCGUUUGAGCAGAUUUCAGACAAGUACAAACAGGUCAUGUCCCAACCUCAGCUGAAGGAGUUUAGCAGUCGGAUGAGAAGGAUUGACUUGGAUCGCUUUGUCUGUGAGGUCCUGGAGCUUAUUUUGCUAAACUUAAGAGGUGAUACAGUCUCCGGAGAAGAAGAAAUGAGGUAACUUUGGAGAGAUUGCCUCCAUUACUACUAGUGUGUCUAUGGUUGACGUAGUCAUCUGUGGAAUGUUUAUCUGUAGUUGGCUAUUUACCAGCAUGAACAAGAAGUUUUAUAUUGGACUGUCAAUUAUGUCAGAGAGGUACUCGACCCUAGGACCUCUAGAUUGCAAGUCCAACGCCCACGCUGCCCCCCUCCCUCUAAUUACUAUGAUUGAUCAUAUAAGAAGCUACACCAAAGAUUCAGAGAAAUAUUUUAUCUGAUAUAGUUCAGUUUACAAAACUCUGCUUGAGUUCCAGCCCACUCCCCAGUGGUUAGAUAUGACCUGGAUAAUUUGCGUAUCAUCUUACAACGGCUGUGUCUCCUUUUAUUCAGCCUGGGUGAUUACAUCGAGUGGCAUCUUGACAACAAAGGACAUGUACCAGUGCCAGGACUGGACGCAUUGCCAUCGGAAGUGCAACUAAAGCACGUGAUCAAUGCUUGGAGAACCUCUGUUGAACUGUGUGACAAUUAUCACGACAAGCGAGACGCUGCUAACGCUUGAAUUAUAAUGU